This is a messenger RNA of Prorocentrum cordatum, 1542 nucleotides long. The record is from the annotation of a GenBank genome assembly. NCBI's taxonomy places the organism in Eukaryota, Dinophyceae, Prorocentrales, Prorocentraceae.
GGCAGAACACGAAUCUCUGCCCAGCAGCGCAGAGAAGCUGGCAAGGAGGAGGAGGGGGAGGAGGGGGAGAGAGCAACGGGUGGAGGAGGCGGGAGGGGGAGGGCGCACGAAGGCUGCCCUCCCCAGUGGGGCAGCAAACUCUUCGGACCCAGCCUGGCCAAGAUUGCUAUGCGAAUCUGGCUGUGACAAACCCGAUGGGCCCAAAAGGACGAAUACGGGAUGACGGCAUCGGUGAGUGAAUGUGUGUGUGUGUGUUUCUCCUCUGGCUACUUGUUCCACUGGCUCUUGCCGAUCAUUUCCGCGCCCUCCGAGUGGGGCCUUUCUCCCGAGCUGGUCUUCAAGCCGGCAUCGUCUCGCUCCUCCCGGAGCUCGUCGUCCUCCUGGAACUCGCUGUACCCGCCACCGAGCCACCUCUGGAAGAGGGACCCCACCGUCGCACUGGAAGGGUCGCCAUCGGUCAGCAGCCUCUCCGUCUGGCGGGCCUCUGGGAUCAGCCAGCCCACCUCGCAGCAGCGGCACGCAGGGGCCGAGCGCCGAGAUCAGCGCGGCCACCCACAGGUUGUCGAACUGCUGUGGCUGGCCUGCCUCGGCGUCCUGCCCGCUGGGGUUCACGCCGAGCUCCUGCAGCAGGAAGGCGCCCGCGUAGCUGGCGACCGCGCCGCCGAGGUUGAGAGAGCCCGCCAGCAGGCCGACUAUAGGGUGGACUCGAGGCCUUCCGGCACAAGCUGGGCGAGCAUAACGGUCAUGGGCAUCCAGCUCAGCUGCGAGAUCGCAUGCUGGGUGGCGCUGGAAGCGACCAUGAACAGAGGAUCGGGGAUGGACACCUCCAAGUUCCACCGCAGGUAUACGAUGGCGCUCACACACUGGACAACGCUGUGGGUGAGGCUCCCCAUCACCAGCACAGACCGAUAUCUCCACUGCUUCAGGAACCAGUUGUAGCAGAGCAUGCCGAGCAGAUUGAAGAGGGACCCCACGGUCCCGAUCACCGUCACGUAGAAGAACGCGGACAGGUGCGGGCCGCCCGGGAACUGCGCCGCGGUGUCGUGCGUGAACCUCUUAAAUAAAAGCUCGCACCGUGCGUGCCAACGUGGAAUACGUUCUGCAGGAAGAAGAAAGCAUUUAUCCUGGCAAUCGAGGGGCGCAGAAACGUGGAAAACAAGAGCAAAUUGAGAAGACCAACGAACACCGCCGCCAAGAAUUUCUGCCUCAGCGAGGACGCGUAGACGGAGACGAAAGCCAAGCACACCCCAGCUGCCCCCAUGACGAAAGCCAAGAGGAACGGAACCAAACCCUUCCCGCGCCACUUGGCCAGGUCGGGCCUGCAACAGCCUGGGCCCCUGCGCUCCUCCAGGUAGUUCCUGGACGCCGGCCACAUGAUGGCCCCCGCAAAGGGCGCCGCCAUGAGAUAGCAGGCGGCCGGACCUGCAGGAAGGAACAGCUGCAUGAAAGCAGGCGGCGAGCGAAGGGGGGGAAUGAGAAGGAGAAGGCCUUCUCAGAAAGCUCGGAAGUCCCCCGGCCUUCCGAGAAGUGUUCGAAGCCUUC